Messenger RNA from Cantharellus anzutake, 618 nucleotides. RefSeq lists its product as uncharacterized. The transcript has 4 exons. Bases 1 to 618 code for a protein of 205 amino acids. NCBI's taxonomy places the organism in Eukaryota, Fungi, Basidiomycota, Agaricomycetes, Cantharellales, Hydnaceae. The record is from RefSeq and is a predicted model, not a curated record.
AUGGUGGAGUAUGCACACAGCCUUGUAUGGGAUCACGAAUAUUGGACAACUCAAUCAGGAUGGAAAGCCAAAGUGCCACUCUUCCACCUGUGGCUGAUCUUUAUCUCAGCCAUUGUAGUGGAGGAGAGUCCUUGGUGGCAAAGGGAGGAACGAAAAGUGCGGACUCAAUCAAUCAAAAAGGCAUCCCGUACACCUGAGCAGGAGGAGAAUACAAAUAUGAUGAGUGCUUUUCAUACCAAACUACAGCGGAAAGGAAUCACAGUGGCUAUCCUCGCCCGACUCAAUCUGGUGGAGGCCUGCAGUCCCAAUGCUUUCAAACCAGGAAGCCGCUUUCUGAAGGACUGGAACUCCAUACAAAGGCAACGCUUGGAGCUGGGCUGGCAACUGUUUACAAGCACCUGGCACAACCAGCACACAUGUGUCCUGUGUUCUGUGCAACUACACAUAGGAGAGAAAUUCCGGGUCCCAGCCUUUAAGAUGCGUGUCCCUUCCAACUCAUUGAGACACAAGGCUUCAGAACAAUCCCUACGUGAAGAUUCAGAGUCAUCAGAUGAUGAUGAUGAAAAUCCUGGGGCAUGGUCGUAUCCAUGUUCGCGAACAACAAUACGACCCAACUGA